AUGGAAUUCCCACCUAUUAGGCUAAGGGCAAUUUGGUCAUUUCUCCUCUACAUUCCAUGGUUAUUGGGAUCUGCUGCUAAUUUGUCUAAUGAAACAGAUAGGCUUGCUUUGCUCCACUUCAAACAUCUAAUAACUGAAGAUCCUUUCCAUUCCUUGAGCUCAUGGAACCAUACUCUCCACUUUUGCCACUGGCAAGGAGUCACAUGCAAUGGUCGCCGGCACCCUCAAAGGGUCACUGAAUUGAACCUCACUGGACAGAAGUUGGUGGGCCCCAUAUCUCCUUUCAUUGGGAAUCUCACCUUCCUCAGGACAAUUGAUCUUGGAGAAAACUACUUUCAUGGCUCAAUUCCUCAGGAGAUGGGCCGGUUGUUUCGCUUGCAGUAUCUUAGUCUACUAAAUAACACAUUCACUGGAGAAAUUCCAGAAAAUCUGACCCACUGUUUGAAACUUGAAUUCCUUCAUCUUUAUAGGAAUCAGCUCAUAGGGAGGAUUCCAAUUGAGCUUGGCUCUCUACCCAAGCUCAGCUACUUGAUUCUUUCUCACAACAAUCUUGUAGGAAGCAUCCCGCCUUCACUCGGAAACAUUUCGUCUCUCACUUACCUUCAUCUGACAAGAAAUAGUCUAGAUGGCAGCAUUCCAGAAGAACUUUGUCAAUUAGUGAAUUUAAAUGUUUUUAGCGUAGGUGGAAAUGAACUUUCAGAUUCCAUGGAAACCUUCCUCCUAACUUGGGCCUCAGUCUUCCAAAUCUCGAAGAACUUUAUGCCGAAAGCAAUCAAUUCACAGGACCCAUACCAGUUUCAUUAUCCAAUGCUUCAGGACUGA
Molecule: messenger RNA, 822 nt
Organism: Magnolia sinica
Lineage: Eukaryota; Viridiplantae; Streptophyta; Magnoliopsida; Magnoliales; Magnoliaceae
Product: putative receptor-like protein kinase At3g47110
Exons: 3
Coding region: 1-822 (273 amino acids)
Molecular function (GO): protein binding
Source: RefSeq, a predicted model, not a curated record